GUUGCAGUUCGUAAUGCAUUUUCAAGAUGUUUGCCAAUGAGCUUUGUCCUUUGUAUGACCUAAAUAUGAAAUAUUUAAAGCAUGAUUGUUCCCAUAAAGGAUGAUUGUGAAAAUUUGGAUAUUUAUCGCGGGAUAUUUUUGUAAAGUCUGAAAGCAGUUAAACGUGAAUAGUUAGAGAAGUGAGAAACAGUUGAGAAAUAAUGGCAUCCUCCAGUAGAGCAGAUGAUUACCGAAGGAAGUGGGAUAGAGAUGAAUAUGAGAAGCUGGCAAAAGAGCGGUUGUUGGAAGAGGAUGACUUAGAUUUAGAUUGGAAAACUGAAAAACAGCCUCCAGUUCGUCGUGAAUUUCUCAAGCCAAGAGAUUAUCGGGUUGAUUUAGAAUCAAAACUAGGAAAAACAACUGUAAUCACCAAAACCACACCUGCCUCACAAACUGGAGGUUAUUACUGUAAUGUGUGUGACUGUGUGGUGAAAGAUUCCAUUAACUUUUUAGACCAUAUCAAUGGCAAAAAGCAUCAGAGGAAUCUAGGGAUGUCAAUGAGAGUAGAAAGAUCUACUCUUGAACAAGUGAAACAGCGCAUGGAAAUGAACAAACGGAAAAGAGAAGAAAAGCAGAAAGAAUAUGAUUUUGAACAGAGAUUACAAGAACUUAAAGAUGAGGAGGAAAAAUUAAAAGAAUAUAGAAGAGAAAAAAGAAAAGAGAAAAAACGGAAAGCAAUUGAGGCUUUUGAUGGAGAAGUUGAUUCAGAUAUGGCAGCAAUAAUGGGUUUUUCUGGAUUUACUUCAUCAAAGAAAUAACUGCCAAUAAUGUACCUGGACUUCAGUUUUUGUAUAAGUUUAAAAAAGUUGUCCUUAUAUACAGAUGUAAAUAUUUUUCUUCGUAUACAUAGCUAUGUAUAAUAAAUACUUUUUAUCUUGAAAAA
This is a messenger RNA of Stegodyphus dumicola, 922 nucleotides long. RefSeq names its product zinc finger matrin-type protein 2. Gene Ontology annotation, biological process: mRNA splicing, via spliceosome. The record is from RefSeq and is a predicted model, not a curated record. Gene Ontology annotation, cellular component: U4/U6 x U5 tri-snRNP complex; spliceosomal complex. Lineage: Eukaryota; Metazoa; Arthropoda; Arachnida; Araneae; Eresidae. Gene Ontology annotation, molecular function: nucleic acid binding; zinc ion binding.